GCUGACAUCGCCGUUCUGCCUCCCGCCUUCCCUGUUUGGACUCCUCCGCGGGCGCUGAGCAGGGGCCGAGAAGCGGCGGCGGAGAUGCGGCGGGAAAGAUGCUCUGCCCAUGACCCUACUGUGCUCCUUCCUCACUACUGAAUAACUGUCAGAAGAACAGAAGAUCAAGACUGAAUAUAUGAAGGAAGACAUUGAGGGACCUGCUGAAGAUGAGGCGACUGAAUAGGAAGAAGACCUUGCAUUUAAUGAAAGAGCUGGAUGCUUUUCCAAAAGUUCCUGAAAGCUACAUAGAGACUUCAGCAAGUGGAGGAACAGUUUCUUUAAUAGCCUUUACCACGAUGGCCCUCUUAACCAUAAUGGAGUUUACAGUAUAUCGAGAUACCUGGAUGAAAUAUGAGUAUGAAGUUGAUAAGGACUUUACUAGUAAAUUAAGAAUCAAUAUCGACAUUACUGUUGCAAUGAAAUGUCAAUAUAUUGGUGCCGAUGUGCUGGAUUUGGCAGAAACAAUGGUUGCCUCUGCUGACGGAUUAUCUUAUGAACCAGUAAUAUUUGAACUAAGUCCUUUGCAAAGAGAAUGGCAAAGGAUGCUUCAGAUCAUUCAGAGCAGGUUGCAAGAAGAACACUCCCUUCAAGAUAUACUAUUCAAAACUGCUUUUAAAAGUGCUUCCACGGCACUGCCACCAAGGGAGGACAAUACGUUGCAGCCUCCAGAUGCUUGCAGAAUCCAUGGGCAUCUGUAUGUUAAUAAAGUAGCAGGGAACUUUCACAUAACUGUGGGCAAGGCAAUUCCUCAUCCAAGAGGCCACGCACACUUGGCAGCUCUUGUGAGCCAUGAAUCAUACAAUUUCUCCCACAGAAUAGAUCAUUUGUCUUUUGGUGAACUCAUACCGGGGAUUAUUAAUCCUUUAGAUGGUACUGAAAAGAUUGCGUCAGACCACAACCUGAUGUUCCAGUACUUUAUUACAGUCGUGCCAACAAAGCUUCAUACGCACAAAAUUUCAGCAGAAACUCAUCAGUUCUCAGUGACAGAAAGGGAAAGAGUGAUCAACCAUGCAGCUGGGAGUCAUGGGGUGUCUGGCAUUUUCAUGAAAUAUGACAUUAGUUCACUUAUGGUGACUGUGACAGAAGAGCACAUGCCUUUCUGGCAGUUUUUAGUGAGACUUUGUGGCAUCAUUGGAGGAAUCUUUUCUACUACAGGCAUUUUACACGGCAUUGGAAGAUUCAUAGUGGAAAUUAUCUGCUGUCGUUUCAAAUUAGGAUCAUACAAAUCAACAUCUGUCACACUUCCAGAUGGCCACCUAAACAACCACGUACCUCUAAUGACAGAUGAUGCUAUGCAUUAGCACCUUCUUUGGACACUAUUAUCCCUUCUGCCUAAUGGAGAAGAUGCUUUUUUAAAAUAACAAAACAUUGUGCAAUAUGUUAAGACAGUGCUGAUGGGCAGCAAAAACAAAAAUCAAGUCUUUUAAAAAAACACACACACACACAAACCGUAUCCGUGUGGCUUGUCUGUCCUUUUCACAAAGAAGACAAGGAAUCCAAUGAGAUCAGCCUCUCUUCUCGAAUGAACAGAUUCAGUGUUGGGAUGUGACUGCAAUUCACUGGACCGUUUGUUACAGAAAAGGAAGGUGGCCGCUGAAAUAGCCGCACUUGGCGCUCUGGGUUCCAAGUGUCACAAACACUCCCCAGUGCUCAUGUGCAAAGGAGCAAACCAGGAGGGAUGUGUACUUUCGACAUGCAUUGUACCAGGAAAAAAUAGCAGGACAAGUCUAAAACUACAUUUUGUUGUCA
Anolis sagrei ordinatus is the source of this 1791-nucleotide messenger RNA. RefSeq names its product ERGIC and golgi 2 (gene ERGIC2). NCBI's taxonomy places the organism in Eukaryota, Metazoa, Chordata, Lepidosauria, Squamata, Anolidae. Gene Ontology annotation, biological process: retrograde vesicle-mediated transport, Golgi to endoplasmic reticulum; endoplasmic reticulum to Golgi vesicle-mediated transport. The record is from RefSeq and is a predicted model, not a curated record. Gene Ontology annotation, cellular component: membrane; endoplasmic reticulum; COPII-coated ER to Golgi transport vesicle.